Molecule: messenger RNA, 315 nt
Organism: Bursaphelenchus okinawaensis
Lineage: Eukaryota; Metazoa; Nematoda; Chromadorea; Rhabditida; Aphelenchoididae
Source: the annotation of a GenBank genome assembly
AUGCUACUGUCGAAAGAGCUACAAAGAGAUGCCGAUCUGAUAUUGAACACGUUGACAGGUGAGAAGCACGUUGAAAAUCAGAUCCCCAAGAAUGUCUACUACGCUAUAAAAAGGCUGUGGACAGAUGCUACCGUGCAAGAAGCCUACAAUCGGAGGAGCGAGUACCAUGUGAUAGACUGUGCUAAAUAGUACGUUACUUUUAUAUUCUUAAAUAGGAUUUUAUUUUUUUAAUUAAUUUUUUUUAAGAUUUUGGUUUAAAUUUAUUAAUAUUUUAGUUUUCUGGACGACAUUAAGCCAUGUCAGAAGAGCGCGUAA